AUGGCCAAUAUGAAUGAGAACAAUGUAUACUUCGGCACUGACUCGCUGAAAAAAUACUUCAACCCGGACUGUCAGCCUCCUCUACCUCUUGUAGAGCUCCCACCUCAUUUGAACCCUUAUCAUCAAGAUGGGGUGCGGAUAUAUGCCAAAAUGAUGACCAUGCAUCCGGCAAACAAUGUCAAGGCAAUGCCAGCAUUGAACAUGCUUGAGUCUAGUGUUGUGUCCGGCAAGACAGAUCAGAUCAUCGAAUACAGUUCCGGGUCAACAGUGAUUUCAAUGUCAAUGGUUGCCCGCGUCAUGCACGGAGUGAAUGACACCAGGGCCUUCCUGAGUAACAAAACGAGCGACGCAAAACUAAAGUUGAUGCAAUUCUUUGGUCUCGACAUUACCUUAUUCGGUGGACCGUCUCAACCAGAGCCAUUAGACGAACGAGGUGGCAUUCAAAAUGCCCGAAGAAUGGCUCUGGAGUCAGAGACCACUGUCAAUCCCAACCAAUACGAAAACAACAACAACUGGAAGUCUCAUAUGCGAUGGACCGGACCACAGAUAUUCAAGCAGCUGCCUGAAAUAAACGUUCUGUGUGCUGGUAUGGGCACGUCUGGUACCAUGACCGGUCUAGGGACCUAUUUCAAAGAGGUUAAGCCAUCUGUUUACCGACUUGGUGUUUGUACAGCCCCUGGUGACCGGGUACCUGGCCCCAGGUCAUAUGCUCUAAUGCGCCCUGUCGAGUUUCCCUGGAGAGCAGCUGUGGAUACUAUCGAAGAAGUUGGAUCGGCCGAGUCAUACACACUCUCUCUGAACCUAUGCCGAGAGGGACUGGUUUGUGGCCCAUCAUCCGGGUUCAACCUCCAAGGACUCUUCCAGACACUGGGAAAGCGUAAGGCUGCAGGAACCCUAUCUGAGCUCGCGGGGCCAGAUGGCAUUAUCCACUGCGUCUUCCUCUGCUGUGAUUUGCCGUACCAGUACAUUGAUGAGUACUUCCAAAAGCUGGGCGAAGAGCAAUUCCACCCAAUCCGAAACGAGCGCCUGGCAAAAGUUGACCUGCACCGAUAUGACGAGAGCUGGGAGCGGGACCCAUUAGAUAUUUUACCACACUUUUAUGGAUCACCGCGAUCCCUUGCGCAAAGCUUAUUGAGUGAGAUUUCCCUCAAACCGCAAAACAGCGUUGUGGACCUGCGCCAGCCGGAUGACUUCUACACGUGGCACCUUCCUGGUUCGAUGAACUUGCCAUUGUGUAGUGUUAGACCUCAUAGCCCGUCGCCAUUUUCCGAUCCAGGCUUAUUAGAAGCGCAAUGGGUCGAGCUGGAGAAGAUCUUCAAGGAUGACGUCUUGAUCUCAGAUCUAGGACGGCAUCACGUCCUUGUGAUAUGCUACGAUGGAGAUUCGGCACGUGUGGCUACCAGCGUGCUUCGGGCGAAAGGUAUCGAAGCAGACAGCGUGCGUGGAGGCCAUCAUGCGCUGAAGCUGUAUGGAAUUGGGGGUGACAACCCGAUCUCCACUGACAAGGGGCCUAUCAAGGGUAAUGUUUCCAUUACAGCGGUGGCCCUUGAACAGAGGACCUGA
Molecule: messenger RNA, 1563 nt
Organism: Penicillium griseofulvum
Lineage: Eukaryota; Fungi; Ascomycota; Eurotiomycetes; Eurotiales; Aspergillaceae
Product: putative cysteine synthase B
Exons: 3
Coding region: 1-1563 (520 amino acids)
Cellular component (GO): cytoplasm
Molecular function (GO): cysteine synthase activity; cystathionine beta-synthase activity
Source: RefSeq, a predicted model, not a curated record